AUGAGCCGCUUGAAGUUAGUUCGUGUUGGACUUCCAUUUUUCGCGAUAGUCUUCGGUAGUGCGUACGGCUUGCACUUUUUCCAACAAGUACGAUUUGAUUUUCGCCAAAUCAAACAAGAAGAGGAAAAUCUCGAGAUUUUGGUUAGUGCAAUUUCAUUAAUUAAAUUCAGUAUUAUUUUGUGUAUAUUUUUUAUAUUCGGUGAAAUGCCGCUCUUUCAUGAAAUUUCGUAAAAGUUGCGUACUUUUACCGAUUAAUAAGAGUAUAAUUUUUCAGAGAAGUGAUCUUGUGAAAAGCGGAGUCCGGCUACGCCAAGGAGUUACUCUAGAUAGUGUUUAUAAGGUAAGUUCACCGUGUAUCCUCCACUUCUCACUCAGGUAAAUCGUUUGUAAUCUAGCUAGCUAAUUCGCGUUUCUAACCGGUCCGCUAAUUUACUGCGAUUAGAUUGCAAACUCUUCUAACUGGACUGAUAAAUGUUCUAAUUAGAUUGCAAAAACACUGAUAUUAGAUUCAAAAUUUAUCUAAUUAGAUUAAAAUUUCAGGCAAACCUAGAUAGAUUAUGUUUAGAUUGCAAAAUCAGCUAGCUAGAUUCAGAAAUCUGUAGCAAUCUAACUAGGUCCGGUUAGAAACGUGAAUUAGCUAGUUAGAUUAGAAACGAUUUGCCUGAGCAGACACUUUUUGCUUUACAGGAGAUCGCUGAACUAGACACAGACAACUGGGAUAAUAUCCGUGGUCCGAGAGAUACUGAAGAUUUGACGGAAUAUAAUCUUAUCAAGUAAGCCAGAUUCUGUGCCGGCGAUCAGAUUUUUUGAUAGAAAGUUCAAAUUCUCAAUUUCUCUGGUAAAUGGAUUGCGAUUUAAUUAGAACUCAUUCGAAUCUGAUUGCAAUUAGAUUCCCAUAUCAGAAACGGCUAAUUUUGAAUAUAAUUAGGAAAUAUCAGCAUCUAAUUAUGAUAUUUGAUCAAAUUUUACAUCUAGUUUACGAAUCUACUCGGGCAAAUCGUUUGUAAUCUACUUAAGAGAUUUCGUAUUCUAAACAGAGUUCCGAACUAGAUGAACACGGAAUCUAAACUAAAUCUAGCUAGAUUUGACCGAAAUGUUAAUCUAAUUCGAUGAAUUCUGAAUCUAAUAUCAGUGUUUUUGUAAUCUAAUUAGAAAAUUUAUCAGUCUUGUUAGAAGAAAAAAAAAUUUAAUCGCAGUAGUAAAAGAUUAGAAACUGCGCAGUAAAUUAGCAAUGUAAGUAUUAUAUUAUAGGGGCAUCGGACAGAAAGGGCGCGCUGUUCGCAAUCUAGCCGAAUUUCUAGGCCGCGAAGUAAUUUUCCACUGAAAACGUGGCCUAACUUUUCAAACUCGGCCCCGAGGUUGCUCAAUUUGCAGUGCAAAAAGAGUUUCUCAACAGAGCGCCAUUUCUGUGCGGUGCCCCUAUAAUAGGUCCGGUUAGAAGCAAUAAUUACCUAGCUAGAUUAGAAACGAUUUGCCUGAGUAAUCGAAGGAUGUUUCACGGUUACUGUGUUAUUAUCAGAUGUGAAUGAGUUCUAAUUAAAUCGCAAUCGAUUUACCUGAGUUGUGUAUUUUUGACGGUAAACGAUAAAGCGCUCGUAUAAAAUAACAAAAAGCAUAGGUGUUUUGAGUUGAACGCCGGCAGUUCGGGACAGGCGAAAUACAAUAAAACGAAGCUUGGAUAAAAAAUUUUGAAAAAUUUUUUUACCUUUUUCACGGGGGUAGGUCUUAUGGUUGCCGCUGGUUCGGAAAUUUCAAUCCGACCACCAAAUUUUUUGGCGUUUCUCAAACAUCCCGCACCUAUGCAAAAAAUACAAAAGAUAAACAUUUAAAAAUAUUUUUUAAUUCUAGAAAACGACAACAAGAUAAAAAUAAGGAACUGAGACAGCUGAAAACGAAUGUCUGAACAAAUUCCUGACAUUGACUCCAUUGAGCAGCUUCGUACCACAACUGGCCAUCGUCCAGAUCUUGGUAUUGAAAAUCCGCCAGAACCCGACAACGCUUCGAUCAGAGCUGAACGAGGUAAAUUGUUUGCCCUGCCGAGUAAAAUUCGACACCAGGCCCGGGAAAUCUGUGGCAUAGCGAAAAUUUUCUCCUACGAAUUGCAGUCCUUCCAGGCUCUCCGACUCCGUCCUCGGUAACUGUGGAUAACACGCCCUCCUUUUCGGACCGUCCCAACUUGAGCUUGCCCUGUGUCAGUGAUCCGUUCAGUAACGAUAUUUCAGAGGUAUUCUGAAUUUUCAAAAGUCGAAGCCGUCUCUUUUUUUAAGGUUACAGCCCCGUCAUCUGCAGUCUCUCUUUCCAGUCAGGCUCUGUCUGAUCCUGAGGCUACAUCUGGAUCACCUCGUUAUCAACACACAGCACUAACAACUAGUGCAAAGCAUACGGUGGAUCCACAAGAGCCUAACGAAGUGAACAGCGAGUUUCUUGCACACCUACUUGAUCUGGGCUUCGACGAAUUCACCGCCGGUCUGUCUCUCAAACGAACAAACAACGCAGGAGUAGAACAGGUAAUCUUAAAGGACGGGAGAAAAUUGCAAAAAAUAAUUGACGAAUUAACCCGAAAAGCACAGAUAAUUUUCCCGAUUUUUCUAGCAGAAAAUUUCUGUUCAUUUUUUCAAUUUUUGAAACAAAUCAUGUUUAAAAUUAGCUUCUAUAGCUCUAUCCACUCUAACCCAAAAAGUUACUCGCUGUAAAAAGUUAAUUUCAGGCCGUCGCGUGGAUUGUUGAACGUUCAAACGAAAGUGAUUUCGACGAAGAUUCGAGUAGCAGUGAAACCGAGGCAGAAACGGAAAUGGGUGCAGCCCAACCGAUAUGUAUGCUCAUGUUUUAUGGGGUUAUUCAGGCUGUGAAAAAAAAUGAUUGUUUUCCGUUUUUUUUUUCGUUUUUUUUUACGUCAAAAAAUCCAACUCAGCGAUGUAAAAAAAAAACGAAAAACAAACAUACGCAUUAAUAACGUUUUCAAUAUUUGCAUUUUUUCAGUCGGACGAACUCAUAAAAUGGUAUUAGUGGCCAAUUUGAGCCUGAAGAUGGGAACAGGCAAGCUUGCUGCCCAGGUCGGUCAUGCUACCCUCGGAGUUUAUCGUCAAGCAAUGAACUCUGAGGCCGGACAAAACGCGGUUGCGGCUUGGACAAGACACGGGCAAGUGAAAAUCGUCGUGCGUGGACACAGUACCGAACAACUUAUGGAUCUGUGCAAAGCGGCAAAGGAUGCCGGCUGCUUUUACUAUUUGGUUCAAGACGCUGGAUUCACUCAAAUCCCUGCCGGUUCGCGCACUGUUCUCGGCAUUUUCGGCACAGUCGAGGAAGUCGAUUCAGUUACCGGUGGACUUAAGUUGCUUUAG
Messenger RNA from Caenorhabditis sp. 36 PRJEB53466, 3341 nucleotides. NCBI's taxonomy places the organism in Eukaryota, Metazoa, Nematoda, Chromadorea, Rhabditida, Rhabditidae. The record is from the annotation of a GenBank genome assembly.